This is a messenger RNA of Anisakis simplex (herring worm), 132 nucleotides long. NCBI's taxonomy places the organism in Eukaryota, Metazoa, Nematoda, Chromadorea, Rhabditida, Anisakidae. The record is from the annotation of a GenBank genome assembly.
UUUAUCAGUGGUACGAAGAUGCGUGCGUUUGCUCGUGAGGGCGUUAAGCCUCCAGAUGGCUUUAUGGCACCAAAAGCAUGGAAGGUUUUGUCGACAUAUUUUGAGAAAUUGGCUGCUACGAAUAAAAACUGA